Messenger RNA from Fusarium fujikuroi IMI 58289, 927 nucleotides. RefSeq lists its product as uncharacterized. Bases 1 to 927 code for a protein of 308 amino acids. The transcript has 2 exons. NCBI's taxonomy places the organism in Eukaryota, Fungi, Ascomycota, Sordariomycetes, Hypocreales, Nectriaceae. The record is from RefSeq and is a predicted model, not a curated record.
AUGACGCAUCCGACAGGUUUCGAGAAGUUAGCGGCCUGGACAGCCAGCAUUCCGGACUAUGAAGGAUUUGUCUUUCGUCGAUUUGACCGCUUGAGCGCACGUAAUCUUCAACAUCUAGAAAGCGAAUUAACAUUCCUUGAGACAAAGUUGGACGGCCUAGACCAGGAAGCCGCGGCAUCGAGCGACGUCAACUCGUUACGAACGCGCUACAACUGGGAAACGUUCGAGGAGUUAUCAAAAGUUCAGAACAGUCUCACUGCAGAACGCAUGGAGGCUUCUAAGAAUAUCAGCCGUAAGCUCAAAAACUAUUAUGAGAUGCUUGUCCUGCAGUCAAAAAUUGCAGCAAUGGAGCAGCCCGACAAACUACAGCUUGCAGUCGUCCGGAAACAUUUCAAUCAUGGGAUUCAUCCCACUGAGUUUCUUCCAAAUGGACGUCGAAAUUUGGAAGGGCAGGACUAUUUUCGGCUUGACAAGGAUAGGGAACUUGUGGCUCUCAAUCCAACCUCUGAUAAAGAUCUUCUCUCACGAUUUCUACGUCGCCACCCUGGUAUGCUCAAGGUAAGACUGACUCUCUACCAAGCUCCGUAUAGGAGCUGGCGCUAUGUCAAGCUCGCUAAUCGCACACAGUCUGAGACACUCUCUACUGGGGAGGAAUAUUUUGACGAGAAGUAUAUAAGCUUUGCUGUUUCUAUCGUCAGCAUUGCUUUAGCGGCGAUCCUUCUUCUCGGUGCUAUUAUUUCACUACGCCUCGUUCAAGACGAAAAGGCUCGCAUCGGAAUGAUCGUAGGCUUUACAGUACUCUUUACCGCGAGCGUCAGUUUUCUUACCAACGCAAAAAGGGCAGACAUCUUUGCGUCUGGUGCCGCAUAUACUGCGGUGCUAGUUGUGUUUGUAUCAGGGGACUUGGGAGGGUCGAGUGAGUGCUAG